UAUGACAAUAAUGUGCGAGUUGUCUUCCUUUGUUGCCGACCGCCAUUGUGUAACCAUAACUACCGUCUGUAAAUAGCAGCAGGCAAUGUCACAAUAAAGUGGUAGGGUAGGCAAGAAAUAAGCAACAAUAUCCCAAUAACAACAUGCCUGGCAGUGCAAUUUCUGCAGCAGGGAGUUCUGCUUCCUCAUCCUCAUCGAGGAGAGCAAAAACACGCAAUUACAGAGUGGUCAGUCACACAUCCCAGGUAGAUGAAACACUGUUUGGUGUCCCAAACCAUGUGGAACAAAGAAAUCAAAUGAUUAAAGAAAAAAUGGAUAACGUCAGAGAAGAAGGAAUUUCUAUUGAAGAACUUGCCAGAGAAAGGAGUGCAAAGAGGAAAAAUUCAAAAAGAGGAAAGAAAGAUAAAGAAACAGUUCAAGUUAUCACAAAGGAUCUAAUCAGAAAUCUUAUAGUUCCUGGUGAUGAUCCCUCUGGCAAUUCUGUAAUCCUUCCUCGCCACGAGUUCUACAGAAUUGUGAUGGAGGCUCAAGUCAAAACCAAAGAGCAAAGAGAGGCAGAAGAAGCUGCCAUGAAAAGACAGAAAGAAGAAAUGAUGGAGGCAAGCCAACAAAGAAAGAAUCUAAUGAAACAGAAAGAUAUGGAGAGAAGAAAGAAUGAAAAGCUGAAUGAUCUUGAGAUAGAAGCAAAGGAAAAUGCCGAACACUUGUUAUCCAAGGCCAACGCUAUGAGACAGGAGCAAGAGGAUGAGAUUAAACACUUAAAUGAGCUGAUUCUCAAUGCCAAAUGUCAUGCCAUCAGAGAUGCUCAGAUUCUGGAGAAGAAACAAAUUAAGGGUGAGAUGAUGGAGGAGGAUAAGCGACUGGAUGUGAUGAUGGAAGUGGACAGACAGAACGCCAUCACCAUCCAGGAGGAGAUCGAGAAGAAGAGGAAGGAGGAGAGGCUUCUGGGAGCUGCCAAACUUCUGGACCAGAUUCAGGAGAAUGAACAGGAGAGGCUGUUUGAUUUGGAGAGGAAGGACCAAGAAAAUAUUCAAAUGCAGAAGUAUAUUGAGAAAAUGAUGGAUGAAGAUCGAGUUUCUUUGGACAAGAAACAUGCAGAGCAGAUUUCUCUUAGGGAGGACUUGAACAAAGCCAAUGAAGAUCUUCUCAGACGUCGGGAAAUCAAAAAGGAACAGGAAGUUGCAGAGGAACAAAAGGUUGUGGAGUAUAUGAAGAAGAAAGCUGAAAGAGAAGCUGCCUUUGAGAAGGAACAAGAGAGAAUCAGAAUUGAGAAGGAGAAGGAAACAGCCAGGUUACGAGCUCUCCAAGAGCGAGCUCGUGAUGAGCAGGCUGAGCGAGAUGCUCUUCGAGCUAAGCGAGCACAAGAACAGGCUGAGAGGGAAUGGAGAAAGAAAGAAGCAGAGGAGGCUAGAAAGAAGGGUGAAAUGGAGGCUACACUUAUCCAGGCACGCUCUCAGCAAAUGCAGCAGAAAGAACACUUCCUGGCAGUCCAGGCUCAGCGAGAGCGAGCAGAGUUUGAGAGAGUUCUGAGAGCUCAAAAGGAGUUGGUAGAAAAAGAGAAGAGAGAGGAAGAGGAGGCUAAGAAGAAGAAACUGACUCAUGCUGAUGAGGUCAGGAGGCAGAUUCGUGACAAGGAGCAGGUCCGGAUCUUGGAGAGGAACUCGUUCUUUGAGGAGGGCGUUAAACUAGAUGAAGAGGCCCGAGAGAGGAGACAUAAACUUGAGGAAGUGAAAAAGAAGAAAUUGAGUGAACUUAGAGAUGCAGGCAUUCCAGAGAAAUAUAUAGGUCAUGUUGCUCACAAAGUCAAUGUUGUUGUCUCAUAAGACAAGACCAUCAGGAGUGCUGGUAUUCCAGACAAGUAUUUAACUCAAGUGGAGAGAAAGAUCAACCAACCUCAGCACAUCAGUGCCUAACCCAGAACUCUCUUAAGACAGGAACAGACCUAUAUCAUCUAUAUUGUGGGAGGAAAGCUGCCACUUCAUGCUUCAUCUGUGAUAUAAUUGUUUACAGUUUAUACCAUUCAGUACUCAUCAGAAUUUUUUUCGUUUAUGAUUUUAUUUCAAUUACUAAGAGAAUUGGAUUUUUAGAACUGAAAGAGACUGGAUGCAUUUACAUGUUACUGAUGAACUACAUUUAGUGAAUGUUAAUUUUGUGUAAUAUUGAAUGUUUUACCUUUGUUUUAUUAAUGUUACCUGCGGUGGUCUACUUUAAAUAGAAUUCUGUCAUGAAUGACCAAGAAUACAAACUCUCAAUAUCAGCAGUGCUAGUAAAUGGUUGUCUGCACUUGUAUCAAGUUCCAGUGUGUCACAAUAUUUUUAGAGCCUCUUCUUGGUCUAACAUGAAUAAUGUCUUAAAUUAUAUGUAAAUAUUGAAUCACCAUUUAAUAUAUAUUUAAUAAAGUCAUUCAGUGAUGUGAAUAAAUUUAUUACUAUAAA
Messenger RNA from Magallana angulata, 2435 nucleotides. RefSeq names its product cilia- and flagella-associated protein 45-like. Lineage: Eukaryota; Metazoa; Mollusca; Bivalvia; Ostreida; Ostreidae. The transcript is spliced from 10 exons. The record is from RefSeq and is a predicted model, not a curated record. Bases 144 to 1823 code for a protein of 559 amino acids.